AUGAAAAUAAUUAAUAGUUUUAUAGUUUAUCUCAUCACAUUAGUAGUAAAUAAGUGCAAUGGUGAAUUAAAUGCCACAAGAAAGUGCGAUGAAGGAUGGCAGGGGAAGGAUUGUGAAUUUUGUGCAGGAAAAAUAAGAUUAACAGAGCCAAAAGGAACGAUACAUGAUGGCAUAGGAAAUUAUUCAAUAGGCGUAAAAUGUUCGUGGCUCAUAGAUGCUCGAGGUCCUUUUCAACCAUCAUCACCAAAUAACACAAAUUCAGUAAAAAAGAAACCUAAACGAAUACGAUUACAUCUUGAAGAAUUUGCCACAGAGUGCUCAUGGGAUCACUUAUAUAUUUAUGAUGGUGACAGUGUUCAAAGUCCUUUACUCGCUGUAUUUAGUGGCUUAAUGUACAAAAGUAAUUUCUCAAUUCGUCGCAUUCCAGAAGUUGUUGCUCAUUCUGGUGCAACUCUACUUCACUUUUUCAGUGAUGAUGCUUAUAACAUGUCAGGCUUUAAUAUUUCUUAUCGCUUUGACUCGUGUCCAACGACAGAUUCAUCCUUAAUCUGCUCGGGUCAUGGUGUGUGCAUAGACGAUGGGAAAUGUACAUGCGAUGCUGCAUAUAUGGGAACAGCGUGUCACAUUCCAAAAUGUCCAAAUAAUUGUUCAUAUCCAAAUGGGCAUUGCGACAGAGAAAGACAUCGAUGUAUUUGUACAAAUGAGUAUGCUGGCUCUGAUUGUAAGCAGAAAGCAUCGCAUGGGUACUGGGAGACGAUCGAUACAGAUACAAAGUCAUUUUCUCCUCCUGGCAGCGCAUCACAUGGCAGUGCUACUUAUGGUGACACAAUGUUUGUGAUUGGGGGAGAAAGUUAUGAGCGAGGCGAGCUGCUUUAUGCGUAUGAUUUUAAUGGAAAUAUUUGGGAGACAGUGCACGUCGAUAAUUCGCCAUUGAUGAGAUAUAGUGCAAGUACAGUGAUUUAUGGUGACAAAAUUUUUAUGUAUGGCGGUGUUAUUAAAGGAAGUAGUGUUACGAAUGAACUAUGGGCAUUUGACGUGUCGGCAAGAACAUGGGAGAAUAUAACAGUGAAAACAGAAGCAUGUAAUAUUACAGCAAAUUUAAUGUGUCCAUUGCCACUAGAAUCUUCUGGACAUACAGCAAAUAUAGUUCCAAUACAUGACGGUGCCAAAACACAGUAUUAUAUGAUUGUGAUUUUUGGUCAUUCGCCUAAUUUUGGAUUUUUAAAUACCGUACAGGAAUAUAAUUUAGGAACACGUGAAUGGAAAAUAGUCUCGACUCAUGGAUAUCCUGUAAAGGGUGGAUAUGGUCACAGUUCAAGUUAUGAUGAACUAACAGAGAAGAUUUAUGUUUACGGUGGAAUAAUUAGUGAAUCGGAAUCACAACAGCUAUUAAGCAAUAAACUUUAUAGUUAUGAUCCGAAAACUCAUGAAUGGAAAUUAUUAAUAUCAUCAACAACGGCACGUUACUUACAUACAGCAAAUUUCAUUUCCGAUGGUUUAAUGAUGGUCUUUGGAGGUAAUACACAUAAUGAUACAAGUCAUAGCUUCGGUGCCAAAUGUUAUAGUAUGGAUCUUCUACUUUAUGAUGUUCUUUGCGACAGCUGGCAUCAUCAUCCUAUGCCGAGUGAAUUACAGGCAGACUUGUCUAGAUUUGGACAUUCAUCGCAAAUCUUUGAGAAAAAAUUGUACAUUUAUGGGGGAUUCGAUGGUCAAAUGCUUACGGAUUUGUUGAGAUUUACACCGGGAAAUUGUGAGUCAUUAGAUCGCAUUGAUGUAUGUCUAAAUACACGACCGGGUGUUAAAUGUGUAUGGGAUCAUCAAGACUCAAAAUGUAAGGCAAUAAAUGAGCUUCAAAAAGGAUUAAUUUUUCAACGAGGCGAUGAGUACAUUCAAAAAUGUAUUAAGCGUAGUCGAAUGGAAAUGACACAAGAACAUAUUGCAAAGCAACAGCAAUGCUCAGAUCAACAUUCAUGUCAUGCUUGCGUCUCGACUAGUUCAUCAUGUAGUUAUUGUAAUAAUCCAUCCAUUAGACGCGGAACUUGCGUAUUAGAAAAAUGUACAGAUCCUUCAGGCGCAAAACAGCGCUCACAAUUCUCACUGACGCCUAUCAAGCAAAUCGACAAGUGUCCAAAAGAAGUCGAACCAUUAUGUGGACAGCUCCAUAAAUGUCAAUCAUGCAUGUCUAAUCCUGUAUGUUUCUGGAGUGUUGAUCAUAAUAAAUGUAUGUCUUAUGGAAACCGUUCAAAUGAGGAAACAUAUCCAUGUCCUCCAGCAUGCUCAUCAUUAACUACAUGUGCAAAUUGUACACAAGAAGAUUGUAUUUGGUGUCAAAAUGAGGAACGUUGUGUUGAUAAGAAUGCUUAUACAGCUAGUUUUCCUUAUGGUCAGUGUCGUGAAUGGACCACUUUUCCAGGAAAAUGUCGAGCACCAACAACAGGUUUAUCGCAGUGCUCAUUUUAUAAGACUUGUGAGAAAUGUCGAGAAGAAAUUGCAUGUGGAUGGUGUGAUGAUGGUUCGAAUACGGGUCUUGGAAAAUGUCUUGAUGGUGGUGAUUCUGGUCCGCAAGAUCUAAUGUCAUGUCCUGCAAAUCAUUGGCACUUUACUCAUUGUCCAAGUUGUCAAUGUAAUGGACAUUCAACAUGUAAAGAUGGCUCAACUUGUGGACAAUGUGAUGCUCAUAUAUUUGGUGCAAAUUGUGAAAAGUGUAAGCCUGGCUAUUGGGGUAGUCCAGUGAAUGGCGGUGAAUGUAAAUUGUGUGAAUGUAAUAAUCAAGCAACUUCAUGUCAUCCUGAGACAGGAAAAUGUUUUUGUAGCACUAAAGGACUCGCUGGUGAUCAUUGCGAGAAAUGUGAUGCUACAAAUCAUUAUCAUGGUGAUCCUAAAUUAGGCUCAUGCUACUACGACCUCACAAUCGAUUAUCAAUUUACAUUUAAUUUGUCGAAAAAGGAGGAUCGACAUUAUACACAAAUUAAUUUCCGUAAUUCACCUGUUAAGGCUGAUAUAGAUGCCGAUUUUACGAUAACAUGUAGCGUACCGGCUAAAAUGAAUGUAACGAUGAAGACAUUGGGGCAGGAUCGAGAAAAGCCUCUUUUUAUGAAUAUAAAUUGUACAACAUUCAGACAACGAUUUUCGAAAGCAGAAUAUCAAUUUGGCUAUGAAAAUAAUCAAACAACAACUACUUUUUAUGUGUAUGUGUACGACUUUCAACCUCCUUUAUGGAUACAAAUCGCAUUCUCGCAAUAUCCUAAACUAAAUCUACAACAAUUCUUCGUGACGUUCUCGACAUGUUUCUUGCUGCUUCUUCUAAUGGCAGCGAUUUUAUGGAAAAUAAAGCAAAAAUAUGAUAUGUUUCGUCGUCGACAACGCUUAUUUGUUGAGAUGGAACAAAUGGCUUCAAGACCUUUCUCGCAGGUUCUGGUUGAAAUAGAUAGUAAGGAUCGUGAAUAUAAUGAGAUUACACCAGUAGCAGAUACGAAUAAUACAAUAAGUACGAAUGUAACAAAGAAACGUAAGAAAGAUUCACCUAGUCCAAUUGCAUUGGAACCGUGUGCUGGAAAUAAAGCCGCAGUCUUAUCGUUACUUGUGCGAAUGCCAACUGGCGGUUUGCCACAUUCACCUUCAGGGCAAUCGUCGGGAUUAGCAGUAGCAAGUGCACUCGUUACGCUUGGAAAUCCACGGAGACCUUCUAUAGACUUAAAUAAUCCAAAAGAUACCAACACAAAAAGUAACAAACGUAAACAAAGUCAACAUCCAGAUAAUUUAUAA
This is a messenger RNA of Chironomus riparius, 3765 nucleotides long. The record is from the annotation of a GenBank genome assembly. NCBI's taxonomy places the organism in Eukaryota, Metazoa, Arthropoda, Insecta, Diptera, Chironomidae.